AUGGCAACAGUUCACGCUACAACAACUGAAACUUCGACUACUUCGACAUCCAAGUUGACUGCCCACACAAAUCCUCAGGGUGGAACGUCAACUCAGAUCGAGGGUAAGACUAACAGCGACGACGCCAAACCGUACGUCCGUCUUGCCGAGCCUGAGGACUUUGAUCAAGUCGUAGAGGUGGCGCAUAAUGCGUUCGUGCAUGACCCUAUGGAGCUGUAUGUGAGCGGUGUGAAAGAGAUCACCGAGGAUGGCCUCUUCGAAAAAGACAGCAACAACCUCCGUACAUGGCUUUCCUUCCUCCUGAAGAUGUGUGUAGCGGUUGGAGGGCGUGUGACCGUCGUCGUCGACGCUUCCUUACCGAAGAUUAAAGGGAGAGAGAGGGUCUGCGCUGCGGCGUACUGGUUGCCGCCUAACAAACGGCCUAGUGCACUGCAGAUAUCUAUUCUACUCAAGUCAGGGAUAUGGGAGGCGUAUAGGGGGUGGGGGGUGAAAGGAAUUUAUAGAGCGUGUAUUGAGUACCUGACUGUGUGCGAUAAGACGAUGAAGAAGGCGUAUAGGGCUCGAGGACUCCGAACGCCCGUUGCGGACUCGUGGUAUUUGUUGCACAUGAUGACGGAUCCCAAGUUCCAGGGUAGAGGUUAUAUGUCGAUGGUCAUCAGGGAAGCAUUCAGUCACGCACCGGAUGCGAUGUUCACCCUCGAAGCUUCAACUCCCAAGUCAAGAGAUCGAUACGCGCACCUUGGAUAUGAGAUCGCAGCACCGUUUGUCAUUGGAAGAGGGAAGGUCGGAGCGAACGGGUUACCUGCGAAAGGGAAGGAGGCGACCGGGGUCGAGGGGCACGCUAUGCUCAAGAGUAUGUCGAUUUGUUUUGGGUCCUUGCGGUUGGCGUGGAUGCUGAACGCGCCUGUGGUCGUUGUAGUGCCAGUCGAGCCAAAGGAGAGUUAG
Messenger RNA from Coprinopsis cinerea okayama7#130, 945 nucleotides. RefSeq lists its product as hypothetical. Lineage: Eukaryota; Fungi; Basidiomycota; Agaricomycetes; Agaricales; Psathyrellaceae. The record is from RefSeq and is a predicted model, not a curated record. Bases 1 to 945 code for a protein of 314 amino acids. The transcript has 5 exons.